AUGGUGAAGCGCCGGCGCAAGACCCGCACCCACAAGAAGGGCCCGAUCAGCAAUUCCACGGCUGACUCGCGUGCGCCCAAGAGCUUUGUGAUCCGUGGCGGCAAGGUCGGCAAGAGUGUGUCCGCACUCGUGCGCGACGUGCGCCGCAUCAUGGAGCCGAACACGGCGUCGCGCCUGCAGGAGCGCGAGCGCAAUAAGCUGCGCGACUACCUGACUAUGGCCGGCCCCCUUGGGGUAUCGCAUAUGCUGAUCUUUAACCAGACGGACGCCGGCAUCAAUAUGCGUGUGCUGCGGUGCCCGCGGGGGCCGACCGUGACGUUCCGUGUGAACAAGUAUGCGCUGGCCAGCGACAUUAUGCACAGCUCGCGCCGGCCGAUGGCGCCGGGCAGCGAGUUUACGACUGCGCCGCUGCUCGUGCUGAACAACUUCGGCGGCGACGACCGGCACCUCAAGCUGCUCGUGUCUGUGUUUCAGAACAUGUUCCCGCCGCUGCAUGUGCACUCGAUGCGCCUCUCGCAGGUGCGCCGUGUAGUGCUGCUCAACUACCACGCCGAGACCAAGACGAUCGACUGGCGGCACUAUCUGAUCUCGGUGCGUCCCGUUGGCGUGUCGCGCUCGGUGCGCCGCGUCAUUGAGGGGUCCACGCGGCCGUCUGCUGCGUCGUCGGGCAGCGUUACGGGACACGGCGGCGAGCACCGGCGUCACGGACGGGCACUCGUGAACCUGGGUAACGCGACAGACAUUGCCGAGUAUGUCAUGCGCGGCAGCGCGGCGACGGGCGGCGAAGACACCGAUACCAGCGAGGCCGAGUCGGAGGCGGAGGACAUGGCCGAUCCGCAGAAUGCCGUGGAGCUCGCGCAAAAGUACCUGGGCCGCGGUAACGUGGCGAAUGCGCAGCGCGCUGUGCGCCUCCGCGAGAUUGGGCCGCGCAUGGAGCUGCGCCUCGUCAAGAUCGAGGAGGGGCUCAAUGGCAGCACAGUGCUGUACCAUGACUAUGUGCACAGGACCGCGGCGCAAGUCGCACAGCAGUCGCGCGAGGUGGCCGAGAAGCAGCGCCUCGCGAGCGAGCGCCGCGCCGAGCAGGAGCGCAAUGUCGAGCGCAAGAAGCAGGCCAAGGCACAGCGCCAGGUCACCUUCGAGGACGACGUCGCGGACGCCCCGGACGGCGCGGACGAGUGGGAAGACGAGGAGGACGCGGACGACGAGUUUGCCUAUGAGGACGCCGCCGCAGGUGCGCCCGCGAAUAGCCAAGCGGUCGCGCAGGACGUGCUGGGAAGUGACGAGGAGCUCUUUGAAGAGGAGGACGACGAAGAGGAGCGCGACGACGACGACGACGACAGCGACCUCGAGCCGAUCCCCCUCGGCGAGAGCGAAUACGACCUCGUGUCGACCGGCGGGCGCGCGUCGCGCGCGAAGCGCCGCAGGUAG
Molecule: messenger RNA, 1428 nt
Organism: Malassezia sympodialis ATCC 42132
Lineage: Eukaryota; Fungi; Basidiomycota; Malasseziomycetes; Malasseziales; Malasseziaceae
Product: Brix domain-containing protein
Biological process (GO): ribosomal large subunit assembly; rRNA processing
Cellular component (GO): preribosome, large subunit precursor
Molecular function (GO): rRNA binding
Source: RefSeq, a predicted model, not a curated record